CCCUGGUAUGCGAUGCAGGAACCUUUUCUCAGCUGUAGCGUAUUCUCCUAAGCAGAGGUGUUGAUGAGCUGUUCGUUUGGUGCACUGUCUGUUUGGUUUCCUCUCUGACCUAGGUCUGGUCCUUGGAGCAGCCAGACUGGCACUGUAAGAUAGACGAGGGGUCGGCAGGAUUGGUGGCUUCAUGCUGGAGUCCGGAUGGUCGUCACAUUCUCAAUACAACGGAGUUCCAUCUGCGGAUAACUGUGUGGUCCUUGUGUACGAAAUCUGUGUCUUACAUCAAGUAUCCCAAAGCUUGUCAGCAGGGGAUAGCUUUCACUAAGGAUGGCCGCUAUAUGGCAGUAGCGGAAAGACGUGACUGCAAGGACUUCAUUAGCAUCUUUGUGUGCAGCGACUGGCAGCUACUGAGACAUUUUGACGCUGAAACGCAAGAUCUGUUUGGGAUUGAAUGGGCUCCUAAUGGCUGUGUUCUGGCAGUGUGGGGUACGUGUCUGGAGUAUAAAAUAUUGCUAUACUCCCUUGAUGGCAGACUGCUAUCCACGUAUCGGGCUUAUGAAUGGUCGCUAGGCAUAAAAUCAAUCGCUUGGAGUCCCAGCAGUCAAUUUUUGGCAAUUGGCAGCUAUGAUGAAAAGGUGCGUAUCUUGAACCACGUAACUUGGAAGAAGAUCACAGAGUUUGAGCAUCCAGCAACUAUUGCUAACACCAAGACUAUUGUGUAUAAAGAAGUGGAGAAAUCCCCAUCUGUUGAAACAGAGAGACUUUCUUUCCCUCCAACAAGAGCAUUGGCUAGUUCUCUCUUCAGCACACAAAGUAAAUAUGACAUUUCCCAGGUGCCAGUUUCUUUACAGUAUAUCAAACCAGUUGCUGACAGGGCAAAUCCCAAAAUGGGAAUUGGGAUGUUGGCAUUCAGUCCAGAUAACUGUUUCCUGGCAACCAAAAAUGAUAACAUUCCUAAUGCUGUCUGGAUCUGGGACGUUCAAAAGCUGAAACUGUUUGUAGUCUUAGAGCAGCUGUGUGCGAUCCAAUCUUUCCAGUGGGAUCCACGACAACCUCGACUUGCUGUAUGUACAGGAAAUAGCAAAGUCUACUUAUGGUCCCCAGCUGGCUGUGUGUCAGUGCAGGUUCCAAUGGAAGGUGACUUCCAGAUCGUCUCUCUCUCCUGGCAUUCUAGUGGAGACUCCAUGGCGCUUCUGAGUAAGGACAACUUUUGUGUGUGUUACUUAGAAAGAGAAGAGGUAAAAUAACAGUAUCAUUUGCAUUAAAAAUGCUCCCAAGUUUGAGGAAGAAUGAGGAAAGGGGUCAAACCCUAUUGCCCAAUCUGAAGUUUUUGUAUUUAUCAAUUAUUUAUUUGAAGGAGUGUACCCAAACUCCAAUGUGUGAAGUACUGUGCUUGCAUUUGAAUGAAGUGACGUAAAGUGUAGAGAAUGAAGUCUGGAUUUCAAGAAAACUUCCUUAUUGAUGUAGUUGAACUUUCUCUUGAACUUUGUCAACUAUGAAACCUUAUUUUCUAAAAUUGUAGCCGUGUGUAUAUAAUGUAUAGCUAUUAUUUAAAUUUUGUAAUUUCCAAUAAAUAUUUUGAUAGUUACAAACUUGGUAUGAUUCUAACUAUAACCCUGCACUUCGCCAUUCUAAAGUCUGUUUCUAUAUUAUCAGUGAUGUGAUUAUGUAGCUAUUUAUCCCAGCACAAGGAAACGGUUAUUUGCACGCAGCAGUGUACAGCUUAUGUCUAGUCUUGUGAGACAAGAGAUUUUUCUGGUGUAUUAGAAUUAAAUAUUGUAGCAGAGUAGAUACAUUGGUGAGACACCUUCUAGCAAAUCAAGAACUGUUAAAGCAAAACAAAUCCUUUGUUCAGAAAGCAAAUGAAGUCAUCUGUAAUGAUUUUCUAGACUAAGAUGCUAACAGGUGUCAGUAAUUGUGCCUGGUCUACCAUAGAAUUAUUACACUGAAUCUUUACAAGAAGGAUCAUAACUGAUACUUUAGAGUGAUAUAUUACAGGCAACUGAAAUGGGAGCUUUUGACCUGACUAUCUAGUGCCAAAUUGGAGCGGACGGUUCAGCAGGGAAAGAGUAGUUGGACUAUCCUUUAUCUUUACCCGGAGUAACCAGCCACUGUAUUCCUCAAAAGAAGGGAGCCCAUUGUUUAGGCAUUUAUUGGAUGUUUUUUCUUUUGCUACUUAAUUUCACAGCCUCAGUCUCCACAAAAUGAAGAAUGAAGAACAAAUUGAGUUGAAAUUUAACUUUACUGCAAGAUUAAU
Messenger RNA from Aptenodytes forsteri (emperor penguin), 2251 nucleotides. RefSeq names its product WD repeat containing, antisense to TP73 (gene WRAP73). Gene Ontology annotation, cellular component: MWP complex; microtubule organizing center; mitotic spindle. The transcript is spliced from 10 exons. The coding region runs from base 333 to 1241 and encodes 302 amino acids. Gene Ontology annotation, molecular function: protein binding. The record is from RefSeq and is a predicted model, not a curated record. Lineage: Eukaryota; Metazoa; Chordata; Aves; Sphenisciformes; Spheniscidae. Gene Ontology annotation, biological process: mitotic sister chromatid segregation; protein localization to mitotic spindle pole body; microtubule anchoring at mitotic spindle pole body.